GAGCUGCGGGAGACCAAGCGCCGCCACGAGACCCGCCUGGUGGAGAUCGACAACGGGCGGCAGCGGGAGUUCGAGAGCAAGCUGUCCGAGGCCCUGCAGGAGCUGCGCAGCCAGCAUGAGGCCCAGAUUAAGCUUUACAAGGAUGAACUGGAGAAGACCUAUGGGGCUAAGCUGGAGAACGCCAAGCAGUCGGCCGAGAGGAACAGCAACAUGGUGGGCGCUGCCCACGAGGAGCUGCAGCAAACCCGCAUCCGCAUUGACAACCUCUCCUCCGAACUCAGCCAGCUGCAGAAGCAGCUGGCUGCCAAGGAGGCGAAGCUGCACGACUUGGAGGAUGCUCUGGCCAGGGAGCGUGAGACCAGCCGGCGCCUGCUCUCCGACAAGGAGGGAGAGAUGGCUGAGAUGCGUGCGCGCAUGCAGCAGCAGCUGGACGAGUACCAGGAGCUGCUGGACAUCAAGCUGGCCCUCGACAUGGAGAUCAAUGCCUACCGCAAGCUGCUGGAGGGCGAGGAGGAGAGGCUGAGGCUGUCUCCCAGCCCCUCCUCCCAAAAAGGGGGAUCUCGUGGCCAUGGGAUCCACUUCACCCCGGGCUCCUCCAAGAAGAGGAAGCUCGAGGACAGCGAGAGCCGGACCAGCUUCUCCCAUCACGCUCGGACGAGCGGGCGCGUCGGUGUGGAAGAGGUGGACUUGGAGGGCAGAUUCGUCCGUCUCCGGAACAAGUCCAACGAGGACCAGGCGAUGGGCAACUGGCAGAUCAAGCGGCAGAAUGGAGACGAUCCCCCCAUCACCUACCGCUUCCCCCCAAAGUUCACCUUGAAGGCUGGCCAGAUAGUCACGAUCUGGGCCUCGGGGGCUGGGGCGACCCACAGCCCCCCCAGCGACCUGGUGUGGAAAUCCCAGAGCAGCUGGGGCUCUGGGGAGAGCCUGCGGACUGCCCUGAUCAACUCCAACGGCGAGGAGGUGGCCAUGCGGAAGCUGGUCCGCACUGUGAUCAUCAACGACGAAGACGAGGAUGAUGAGGAUGAUGAAGUCAGCAUCCACCACCGCCAUCACCAUGCCAGCUGCAGCGGCUCUGGUGACCCCGGCGAGUACAACCUGCGCUCGCGCACGGUUGUCUGCGGCACGUGCGGCCAGCCGGCCGAGAAGUCGGGAAGCCAGAAGGACAUGGGGAUGGAGAAG
Struthio camelus australis is the source of this 1179-nucleotide messenger RNA. The record is from RefSeq and is a predicted model, not a curated record. NCBI's taxonomy places the organism in Eukaryota, Metazoa, Chordata, Aves, Struthioniformes, Struthionidae.